CGGCUGAUAUUUUAUGCCCAGAGACGAAAGCAAAGCAACCAUAUCUUCUUCCUCCUAAUUCUACUCCUCCAUAUUUAUUUAUAGCUCGCUUAUCUGUCAUCACAACUUCAACUUUCACCACCAACAGCCUUCCGCUUCCAGAUGAAGGCCUUCACCCUCUUUGGACCGUCCGACACCAUUCUACUCUUCGGUGCCGCCUCCUCUUCCGUCUCAUCCCGUUGUUAUGGAUUCAGGACCCAACUUUCUUUCCCUCAGACUCAGAGGCUUCUCUUCUGCCGAGCAGAAACAGAUGCGUCUGUGAGCUUAGUAAAUGUCCCUCCAAAUCUACUACUAGCAGAAAGAGAAGAAGCCAAAGCUGUGUUACGCAUGUUUUUAACCAACCAAGGCAUGAACCGUUUAACUGCAGCCAGAAAGAUGAAAAAGUUAGACCGAUUUGUGGAUCAUCUUAUGUUAAGACUUCACACCGUUUACAAAACCCGAUAUCUAGUAGGACGAGAGCUGACAACUCCUGAAAUCAGAGACGCUCUCAUUCCUUACCUGGAUGAAUUCGUUGAAGAACACGGGGACAAUUUUGUUGAAGUCCUAGAAUACUUUCCAAUCCCGAUAGUCAAAGAAAACAACACAAACGCAAACACAAACACAAGUGAUGAUGAUAAUUAUGUUGUAGAAAGUUCAGAGGAAUUUGUCCAAAAAGCCACAUCACAUUCACGAGCAAGCAACAACACGGAAACACCAAAUCUCCCUCCACAUGUGGUCUACCUUGAAGAGCUUGGAAUGGAACUUGAAGUUAUCAAAGAAGUCAUCCGCAAGUUUCCGGCUUUCGCGUACUACAGUUUAGAAGGAAAAAUCAAACCGGUGGUUGAGUUUCUUCUUGACCUCGGCAUCUCAAAGUCAGACAUACCCGCAAUCAUCACAAAAAGGCCUCAGUUAUGCGGUAUCAGUCUAACCGAAAACCUAAUCCCAACCAUGGCAUUUCUAGAAGAUUUAGGGGUGGACAAGAAAAAAUGGGCUAAAGUGAUCUACCGUUUUCCAGCGCUCCUCACUUACAGCAGAUCAAAACUCCAAGCAACCGUCGACUUUCUUUACGAAAUGGGACUUUCUCCUCAAGACGUGGGGAAGGUUCUGACGCGGUGCCCCUCCAUCAUAAGCUACAGUAUAGACGAGAAGCUACGGCCCACGUCUCACUACUUUGAUUCCAUCGGAGUUAAUCCUGCGGUUGUCAUGUCGCGCUACCCGCAGGUGUUUGGUUUAAGCGUGGAGGCCAGUUUGAAACCGGUGACUGACUUUUUCAUGCAAAAAGGAUACCAUGUUGCUGACGUGGCGUUGAUGGCUUCUAGAUAUGGGGCUAUUUAUAGUUUUAGUGUGGAGGAUAAUUUGUUGCCCAAAUGGGAAUAUUUUUUGAGUAUGGAGUAUCCCAAGACUGAACUGGUUAAGUUUCCUCAGUAUUUUGGGUAUAGUUUGGAAGAGAGGAUUAAAGUGAGGUAUGAAGUUGUUAAAGAGAGUGGCGUGAGGUUGCUUCUCAAUCAGGUCUUGUCUCUUUCUGAUGAAGAUUUUUACAAGCUUCUUAAGCGAAAAGUGAAGAAAAAGAACGCAUGUGCUUGAUUUUGUACAUCAAUUACUACUGAUAAUAAUCAUAAUAUAUUAUUAUUACAUGA
Messenger RNA from Lactuca sativa (garden lettuce), 1655 nucleotides. It is a transcript of the gene MDA1, whose product is annotated as Mitochondrial transcription termination factor family protein. The record is from RefSeq and is a predicted model, not a curated record. Gene Ontology annotation, molecular function: double-stranded DNA binding. Gene Ontology annotation, biological process: regulation of DNA-templated transcription. NCBI's taxonomy places the organism in Eukaryota, Viridiplantae, Streptophyta, Magnoliopsida, Asterales, Asteraceae.